Rhododendron vialii is the source of this 2539-nucleotide messenger RNA. RefSeq names its product disease resistance protein TAO1-like. The transcript has 4 exons. Gene Ontology annotation, biological process: defense response. The record is from RefSeq and is a predicted model, not a curated record. The coding region runs from base 1 to 1899 and encodes 632 amino acids. Gene Ontology annotation, molecular function: ADP binding; protein binding. Lineage: Eukaryota; Viridiplantae; Streptophyta; Magnoliopsida; Ericales; Ericaceae.
AUGCACAAGUUUGAAGAACUGAGCGGUGAGGAAUCCUUAGGGCUCUUUAGUUGGCAUGCCUUCGGAAAAUGUUAUCCCGACAAUGGGUAUGGAGAGGUCUCAAAAAGGGUUGUGAGCUAUUGUGGAGGGAUUCCAUUAGCAAUUAAAGUUUUAGGUUCUUCUCUAUCAGGGAAAUGCUUAAACGUAUGGGAAAGUCAAUUGGAAAAAUUGAAAAUGAUUCCCGACAGUCAAAUCCUUGAAAAACUUCAAAUAAGCUACGACUCUUUACAAGAUGACCACGACAAACAUCUAUUCCUCAAUCUUGCUUUUUUUUUUGUUGGAAGCAAUGAGGAUUGCACUGUUACGAUCUUAGACGGAUGUGAAUUUUACAUAGUGGUUGGCAUUCAAAACCUCAUGGACAGAUGUUUGAUAUCGAUUGAUAGAAGUAAUACAUUGGUAAUGCAUCAUUUGCUUCAAGAAAUGGGAAGAGAGAUUGUUCACCAAGAGUCACCAAAGGAGCCAGGCAAACGUAGCAUCCUUUGGAAUCAUAAGGAUGCACUUAAUGUUUUGAGAGAAAACAAUGGCACAAGCAAAGUCGAAGGCCUUAAACUCAAUAUUUAUGCGCUGAAGGAAGAUAUAUAUGCUAGUACGAUUCUUGGUGAUAAUAGAAAAUGUCGCUAUGAAGAGUUCCUUCAGAAGUCCUUAUUGUUAAAUGUGGGUUCUUCGCUUAAAAGAUAUGGUUUUAGCAUCUUUUCCUCUCACCUCGAACCCACUGAUCCAAAAAAAUCAAAUCUAGUGGCUUUGGAAGCUAAUGCAUUUGCAAAGAUGCGCAAACUAAAACUUCUGCAUCCAUACCUCGUGAUUUUCCUUUGGAGAGAAAGUGAAUCCACCACCACCCACCCACCCCCCCUUCUUUUGCAAUUUCUACGGUUGUUAAAAAUCCUCAAUCUCAGUCAUUCAUAUAACCUUGCCAAAAUUCCCAACUUUUCAGAACUCCUCAAUCUUGAGAAACUGGUACUUAAAAAUUGUACAAGUUUGGUUGAGGUUCAUGAAUCCAUUGGACGCCUUGACAAGCUUGUUAUGUUAAAUUUGGAAGACUGCAAAAAUUUGAGGAAUCUUCCGACAAGCAUUUGUAUGCUAAAACAUUUGGAAACGCUUGUCAUCUCUGGUUGCUCAAAUCUCGACGAAUUGCCGACAAACAUGGGAAAUAUGGAGUCUCUAACUAUGCUCGCGGUAAAUGGAAUUGCUUUAAAUCAAUCUGUCCCUACCAAUGGGCAGGUAAAUGCAGUGCAAUCUUUCAUCUGGUCUUGGCGGUUGAAGCCAAGAGAAAGUCCAAAAAUUUCAUGGUCUUCUUCACCAUGUUCCUUGGUAAAAUUACAUCUAGCGAAAUGUAAUCUUUCGGAGGAUGAUUUCCCUAGAGACCUUAGCAAUCUAUGGUCACUGAAGGAACUAGAUCUGUCGUUCAAUCAAUUUCGUGGCCUCCCAGAUUUCAUCAGAGGUCUGAAGGUUGAGUACUUGUACAUUUAUUCUUGCCCAAGGCUCCCGCAACUACUUGGUUUCUUUUUUGCAUGUAAUAAAUUGCUGGAGGAAGUAACUUUUCAAAUUUCCCACCGUCCAACAACCACUUCUCUAGAGACUUUGAGCCUAUUCAAAGUAGAAUCCGUAGGAAACGUUGAAGCUAAGAUUGUUAAUAAUUUGGGGUUGUCGAACUUGCAAUCCAUGGGAAACCUAACUGUAAAACUAACGUCAUGGCAUGGCAUGCGACAAAGGAGGCUUCCCCUCCAGGUAUGUUAUGAAACAUAUAUAAUCUCCGCUUAUAUUCCUGGUAGCGAGGUUCCACCCUGGUUCAAUUUCAAGAAUCUAGGAGCCUCAAUUGAUUUUAUUGUGCCUUCUAUCUUAAUUCAAGGACCCGAGGCUUAAAUCUGUGUUCAGCUUAUGAGUGCUCUCGUGAUCCAAAAGACUAUGAACCACAUACGGUUGUAAGUAAUAGGACGAAGGGCUUGGUUUGGAACCAUUGCCCCCCACAUGUCUUUGGAACGGCAAAAGAUGGUGAAGACAUGAUGUGGUUAAGUUAUUGGAAAUUUGGAAAUCAUUUGGAAGGCGGCGAUGAAAUCAAUAUUUCAGUGUCUGGAGGUGAAUUUGUGCAAGUAAAGGAGGUUGGCUUCUAUACAAGGAGGAACAAGAAGAUAUGAGCUCCCAAUCAGCCUAUGAAGAUGAAAUACCCCAUCAAUUUGGAAAUAUUGUUCCAGGAAAUGUUUCUGCACAUCAGCCGGGCACAAAAUUGUACCAACUCGGCCUUCAUCUUGUUAAACGCGAGCGUUGUGAUCAUCGGUACCCUCCACCUUGGAUCCCUGCCUCUUCUGAUCAUGAUCCUACUAUGGAAUGUUCAUGUUUCUCUGCUUUAGUAAAUUGGAACCCAUUUUAUGUUUCUCCAGAUCCUGGUUGUUGAUUUGUUAAGCUGCUACAAUCUGUAUCAACGAGAUUUAGUAGUCAAUCUGGAUAAUUAUCUUUUGGUGUUUGAAUAACCAAAAUUAGCAACCUUUACCUUUUCUCUUUGAAA